GCUUCCCACAAUGCACCCGCCGCUCAGCGGGAAACCAAAAUGGCGAGAGCGAGCGAACAAAAUCAGCCGUUUAUCAUAGUGUAAAAAAUCACUUUAUGCGUUUGAAUCGUUUCUCUAAAGAAAUCAGUUCACUGCAGCUUUAACGGGAACGGAGCUCCCGUUGUCAGUUCAUGGUGUAGUUCUUUGUGUUUGUGAAACGUUGGUACCCGGGAAAGUGACCGAAUGAGAGACUCGACAAGUUCGGAUAACCUGGCUGCCCAUCAAAAAUCACCCCCCAAUCGCCAACGCAAGUCACCGGUGUCCUUGUCACAGUUUCCCUUGAAAGAUGGGCUGACCGACACUGCCAAGCUCGCCGGCAAGUUUGAGGAGGGGCAGGAUGUCCUGGCUCGAUGGUCAGAUGGCCUCUUUUACCUGGGCACUAUUGCCAAGAUAGAUACACUUAAGCAUCGCUGCUUUGUGAUUUUUGAAGAUCAGUCUAAAUCCUGGGUUCUGUGGAAGGACAUUCAGACAGUUGACAAACCACAGAGUCUCCAGGCUUACACAAACCGUAAGUCCCACAUCGAGCCAGGAGACGAGAAUAGGGAAGGGGACAGUGGAGGGGAGAUGCUCUGCUCUAUAUGCCAGAAUGAAAGCUCGGAUCCUCCCAAUGAAAUAGUAAUUUGUGACAAAUGUGGUCAAGGAUACCAUCAGCUGUGCCAUGCCCCCAUAAUCGACUCAGAUGUCAUUGCCUCUGAUGACAAAUGGCUCUGCCGACAGUGCGUGUUUGCCACAACAACAAAGAGAGGUGGUGCUCUGAAGAAGGGGCCAAAUGCCAAAGCCCUGCAGGAAAUGAAGCAGUCCCUGCCGUAUGCUCUGGAAGACCUGGUGUGGGACCAGGGCCACAAGACCAACAUCCAGCAAUGCUACUGCUACUGUGGAGGGCCUGGAGACUGGUUUCUGAAGAUGCUGCAGUGUAAUAAGUGUAAGCAGUGGUUUCAUGAAGCAUGCAUCCAGUGUUUUCAGAAGCCAAUGCUCUAUGGAGACAGGUUCUAUCUAUUUAUUUGUUCAGUUUGUAACAGUGGACCAGAGUACCUCAAACGCAUGCCUUUGAGAUGGGUAGAUGUUGCACACCUGAGCCUGUAUAACCUGAGUGUAAUUCAUAAAAAGAAAUACUUUGACUCAGAGCUGGAACUGAUGGCUUACAUCAAUGAUAACUGGGACAGGCUACAGCUUGGCGAGCUUGCAGACACUCCAAGAGCAGAACGAUAUGAAUGCAUUCUGGAAGCACUUAACAGCAACCUCAACAUGUUCAUGUCAGGGAAGGAGAUAAAGAAAAAGAAGCACCUGUUUGGAUUACGGAUUCGCUUCCCACCAGGCCCUCAGUGCUCAGAGCUCCAAUCAGACCGAGAGCAGGAAAAAGCUUCCCAUGAGAUCAAGAUCAAAGGCAGGAAGGCCAGCAAACCCCCUCAUUUAACCAGCACUGUCACUAAUGGAUCAGUAAAGAAGGGGACGAGGAAACAUCGCACACACUCAUUAGAGACAUUGGCCAAAUUGAGAAGAUCAAGUGAAAUUUUGGCACAGAAUGAUGUGAAGUGUCCAACUCUAGACAAUAACUCACUGGACCUGAUGGCCUCAAAAAGUGAAAAAUCUUUGCCCUCAUCAAGUACCUCUGAUGUUGAAUCUGUUGGUGCCACCAGCACCAGUGAAACUACCUCAACCACCAUCUCAAGGCAGUCCAGCAUAGGCAGUCCAAGUGGACCACGCACUGGAUGCUUCUGGCCCACCGUCACGCAGCCCCUGAUGAAGAGGCGCCGGGGACGUCCACGACGAGCACUGCAGCCGCCAAAUCCUGAGAUUCCUCCACCCUGCAACCCUGAACCACAUCCCAGCAACAACGUCCCUGAUCCCAGACCCCUUCCCUCCUGUCUCUACAGCAGCAUGGACAUGAUGCAGGACCUGGACCCUGACACCCAGCUCAAAAGCUCCAUCAGCACUUACUUCGGAGCCGCGGGUCGCUUGGCCUGUGGUGAGAAGUAUCGUGUGCUGGCCCGCCGUGUCACUCAUGAUGGCAAAGUACAGUACUUGGUGGAAUGGGAGGGGGUUACAGCCUCCUGAACUGGUCAUGGGUCUGGUCACAUACAGUGUAUGCCUGGUGGGCCACCAGUAAUGUGCUUUGUUUUGCGACAAUAAAAAUGUAAUUCAUAUGGAGGUGAAUGGAGCAGUGAAUGUGACUGAAUACACAUGGUUGACUGAGAUGUUUGAGUGGCCUCAGGACUACCAUAAAGAGGUGGGACUUCGUAGUGUUCUCUCUGCAAAUUCAAAGGACUGCCUUCACAUGGAUUGACACAUUGGAGGUGGUCAGAAUUUCAGGUUGAAGACAUAAUCAAUUCACUGCUAUGUCAAAAUAACUCAAGUCCUUUCUUUUUGCCUCUGAUGUACAGGUGCCUUAAAGGGUUGUCAAACAUACUAUAUAUGCUGCUGGAGACUAAGGAUUUUGCUUUCCUUAUUCAGUCAAAACUUUUCUCAAAUGAGCAAGGAGAGAGAGCGCUAUUAUGGAUAGGGCACUUUUAUUUACAUUUCAUUUGAUUGCACAUAAGCUCUCAUCCUCAACAUCCACUGUUGUCUCGUCUCAGUUUAAAUGAACUAGUGUACGGAUUUCGUUACAAAAUGAAACAUUAAAAAAUUAAAAAUGAGAGACAUUCUCCUCCCACAAAGCAAAAUUAAAAUAUUAACAGCAUUAAUAGAUCUUAGCAUUUUGUGAGACAUUACACAAAUUCACUGUUAGCUCAUUUAAAAUUGUUUAUUGAGGGUUCCUUCCCUCCCUUAAAAGUACACGACAGAGCGCUGCAGCAUGAAGACAUCGCCACGUAUCCCCCUUUUUAUACAGAUAUAAUAAAACCGUUCAGCUGUUAAUAGCUGCCACAUGAGUGGUUUGAGUUCUAAAGGUUUUUUAGGCAAGAGCCAUUUUAGUUUAAUUCCCUCAGUUAAAUGAUUUUAAAUAUGAUAUCUAAUUUUCAUUUUUGGGGGGAAUUUUUAUAUAUAUAAAUAUAUAUAUAUAUAUAUAUAUAUAUAUAUGUAUGCAACUGGAUCUGUGUAUUUUUCUUCAGCUUCACCAUAAAAUCCAAAAACAGCAGCAAUAUUUUUGUUACUAUCGACUCAGGCUUUUUGUUUAAUUGAAAAGUAUUUAUUACUUUCAUACAGCAGUGUACACUAACCAUUCACGAGAGCACUCAGGAUACUUUUCACAACUUAAUUGUAAGAGUUGAUAGGAUGUUCAGAUAUAUUCUGCAAGAAAUGAAAUUAGAUGUUCAAUUCUCAGUUUUGUAUAUUCAUACAAUUCUAAAAUCCUAAUUUUAGGUUUAUUCAAAAUUCUCAAGUUCUGUUGAGGUAGCAAACUUUUUUUUUUUUAACUUGAGAAUGCCC
Molecule: messenger RNA, 3402 nt
Organism: Myxocyprinus asiaticus (Chinese sucker)
Lineage: Eukaryota; Metazoa; Chordata; Actinopteri; Cypriniformes; Catostomidae
Product: metal-response element-binding transcription factor 2-like
Exons: 16
Coding region: 223-2094 (623 amino acids)
Biological process (GO): chromatin organization; regulation of DNA-templated transcription
Cellular component (GO): nucleus
Molecular function (GO): chromatin binding; DNA binding
Source: RefSeq, a predicted model, not a curated record